This is a messenger RNA of Dentiscutata erythropus, 327 nucleotides long. Lineage: Eukaryota; Fungi; Glomeromycota; Glomeromycetes; Diversisporales; Gigasporaceae. The record is from the annotation of a GenBank genome assembly.
AUGGAGUGGAUUAUGGGUAAAUGUAAACAAUUUUUACGGUUCAUUCAGAAUAAUUCGACUGCUAAUCGUAUAAAAAAAGAACCAAGCGACGAGAAUCACUUUUUUUACCGAAAUAUCUUAGUAGAUAAGAAUCAAAAGGUCGGAGGCGGUCAAGAAGGUAAGCAACCGCUUCUAAAGGAUUCAGAUCAACACUCAAUUGCUCCAACACUUGGCGAAGAAACAUUCAUUGAGAUUCUUUUCAAUGAGAAAAAUCAAGAUGACUAUCAGGAGAUUAAUAAUAAUGAACUUUCACUUGAAAAAAAAAAAAUCAAAAUUUACCCGAUCUAA